Diceros bicornis minor is the source of this 2238-nucleotide messenger RNA. It is a transcript of the gene FIP1L1, whose product is annotated as factor interacting with PAPOLA and CPSF1. Gene Ontology annotation, cellular component: mRNA cleavage and polyadenylation specificity factor complex. NCBI's taxonomy places the organism in Eukaryota, Metazoa, Chordata, Mammalia, Perissodactyla, Rhinocerotidae. Gene Ontology annotation, molecular function: RNA binding. The transcript is spliced from 19 exons. The record is from RefSeq and is a predicted model, not a curated record. The coding region runs from base 213 to 2024 and encodes 603 amino acids.
GAUGCUGGUGCGCGUGCGCAGGCGGAUGGGGGCUGGCGUCCUCUCCCUUGCAGCCUUCGCCGCCGCGGCCGUCCCCCGUGGAUUUGAGUCUCGCGCUUCCUUCGUUCGCUCGCCGGCGGGUUCGCGCCCCCUCGCGCCCCCGGGCAGCGAGGCCGGGGAAGGGGUUGCAAGGGGCUGUUGAUCGCCGCCUUUAAGUUGUGCUCGGGGCGGCCAUGUCGGCCGGCGAGGUCGAGCGCCUAGUGUCGGAGCUGAGCGGCGGGACCGGAGGGGAUGAGGAGGAAGAGUGGCUCUAUGGCGGCCCAUGGGACGUGCAUGUGCACAGUGAUUUGGCAAAGGACCUAGAUGAAAAUGAAGUUGAAAGGCCAGAAGAAGAAAAUGCCAGUGCUAAUCCUCCAUCUGGAAUUGAAGAUGAAGCUGCUGAAAAUGGCGUACCUAAACCGAAAGUGACCGAGACUGAAGAUGAUAGUGAUAGUGACAGUGAUGAUGAUGAGGAUGAUGUUCAUGUCACUAUAGGAGACAUUAAAACGGGAGCACCACAGUAUGGGAGUUAUGGUACAGCACCUGUAAAUCUUAACAUCAAGACAGGAGGAAGAGUUUAUGGAUCUACAGGAACAAAAGUCAAAGGGGUAGACCUUGAUGCACCUGGAAGCAUUAAUGGAGUUCCACUCUUGGAGGUAGAUUUGGAUUCUUUUGAAGAUAAACCAUGGCGUAAACCUGGUGCCGAUCUUUCUGAUUACUUUAAUUAUGGGUUUAAUGAAGAUACCUGGAAAGCUUACUGUGAAAAACAAAAGAGGAUACGAAUGGGACUUGAAGUUAUACCAGUUACCUCUACUACAAAUAAAAUUACGGCCGAAGACUGUACUAUGGAAGUUACACCAGGUGCAGAGAUCCAAGAUGGCAGAUUCAAUCUUUUUAAGGUACAGCAGGGAAGAACUGGAAAUUCGGAGAAGGAAACAGCACUUCCAUCUACAAAAGCUGAAUUUACUUCUCCUCCUUCUUUGUUCAAGACUGGACUCCCACCAAGCAGAAACAGCACAUCUUCUCAGUCUCAGACAAGUACUGCCUCCAGAAAAGCCAGUUCAAGCGUUGGGAAGUGGCAGGAUCGAUAUGGGAGGGCCGAAUCACCUGAUCUAAGGAGAUUACCUGGGGCAAUUGAUGUUAUUGGUCAGACUAUAACUAUCAGCCGAGUAGAAGGAAGGCGACGAGCAAAUGAAAACAGCAACAUACAGGUCCUUUCUGAAAGAUCUGCUACUGAAGUAGACAACAAUUUUAGCAAACCACCUCCGUUUUUCCCUCCGGGAGCUCCUCCCACCCACCUUCCACCUCCUCCAUUUCUUCCACCUCCUCCAACUGUCAGCACUGCUCCACCUCUAAUUCCACCACCAGGUAUUCCAAUAACUGUACCACCUCCAGGUUUUCCUCCUCCACCAGGCGCUCCACCUCCAUCUCUUAUACCAACAAUAGAAAGUGGACAUUCCUCUGGUUAUGAUAGUCGUUCUGCACGUGCUUUUCCGUAUGGCAAUGUUGCCUUUCCCCACCUUCCUGGUUCUGCUCCUUCAUGGCCUAGUCUUGUGGACACCAGCAAGCAAUGGGACUAUUAUGCAAGAAGAGAGAAAGACCGAGAUAGAGAUAGAGACAGAGACCGAGAGCGAGACCGUGAUCGAGACAGAGAAAGAGAACGCACCAGAGAGAGAGAGAGGGAGCGUGAUCACAGUCCUACACCAAGUGUUUUCAACAGUGAUGAAGAACGAUACAGAUAUAGGGAAUAUGCAGAAAGAGGCUAUGAGCGUCACAGAGCAAGUCGAGAGAAAGAAGAACGACACAGAGAAAGACGACACAGAGAGAAAGAGGAAACCAGGCACAAGUCAUCUCGAAGUAACAGUCGGCGUCGCCAUGAAAGUGAAGAGGGAGACAGUCACAGGAGACACAAGCACAAAAAAUCUAAAAGAAGCAAAGAGGGAAAAGAAGCUGGCAGUGAGCCUGCCCCCGAACAGGAGAGCACCGAAGCUACACCUGCAGAAUAGGCAUGGUUAUGGCCUGUGUGUAUUAGUGCCAGAAAUAGAUGCUAUAAAUCUUGUUAUUUUUCUGGAUAAUGUUUAAGAAAUUUACCUUUAAUCUUGUAAUGUUAGUAUGAAAAGUUAACUUUUUUUUCAAAAUAAAAGAGUGAAUUUUUCAUGUUAAGUUAAAAAUCUUUGUUUUGUAAUAUUUAAAAAAUAAAAAGACAGCAAUGACUUUAUA